Messenger RNA from Ipomoea nil (Japanese morning glory), 1946 nucleotides. Its product is annotated as DELLA protein GAI1-like. The transcript has a single exon. Gene Ontology annotation, biological process: regulation of DNA-templated transcription. The record is from RefSeq and is a predicted model, not a curated record. Gene Ontology annotation, molecular function: DNA-binding transcription factor activity; sequence-specific DNA binding. NCBI's taxonomy places the organism in Eukaryota, Viridiplantae, Streptophyta, Magnoliopsida, Solanales, Convolvulaceae. Bases 281 to 1711 code for a protein of 476 amino acids. Gene Ontology annotation, cellular component: nucleus.
UUUCCUCAUGAGAUAGAAUGAUAGACCAUAUAAAUAUUUGCCAAAAUCAUUGGAGCUCCCGCCCAACAAGGAAAAUUAUAAAAAUAAAUAAAUAAUUUUGACCACCCAUUCUUCAAUGCAUGCAUGUAUAGUGUACGUAUAUAUAAACUUCCUCCAUUGUUGAGGGGUUCUUUCAGUGCCUUGUGGAAGCCAUUGAGGGAGAGGGUUCUUUCAGAGCCUUGUGCGUGGAAGCCUUUGAGGGAGAGAUUUUGGAUUAAUAAAUCCAUUAAAGAAGGGAAUAAUGUCUCCUGGUUUUAUCAGUGACGAAUUGGCGUAUAGCUCUAAUCCUUACGCUACUAUCCUGAAGAGAAACGCGGAUAGUUGUAUUCCUGUUUUUUGUGACGAAAUGCUGGAGAGUAAGAGGCCGAAGAGAGCACCGAGUAUAGCUGACUGCCUUGGGAGCAACGAAAUCCGGAAUAGCUUAUCCCGGGUUCACUUCAGGGAUCACGUCUUGGCUUACAGCCAGAGGUUCCUCGCCGCCGAAGCCGUGGAGCUGCAGGCGGCGGACGAGAUGAUCGGCGGCUCGGAUAACGGCGAGAGUUCCGACGGGAUGAAGCUGGUUCAGCUUCUCAUUUCCUGCGCCGAAGCCGUGGCUUGCAGGGACAAGUCACGCGCUUCGGUUUUGCUGUCGGAGCUACGCUCCAGCGCGUUGGUUUUCGGGACGUCGUUCCAGCGCGUGGCGUCCUGCUUCGUGCAGGGGCUGGCGGACCGGCUCGCCCUGGUUCAGCCGCUCGGGACGGUCGGGUACCUGACUCCGGCGGAUGCCGCCGGCGACGCCGCGUCGGAGAAGGACGAAGCGCUCCGGCUGGUUUACGAGAUUUGCCCGCACAUUCAAUUCGGUCAUUAUAUAGCCAACGCUUCUAUUGUAGAAGCCCUUGAGGGAGAGAGUUUCAUUCAUGUGGUGGAUUUGGGCCUAACAUUGGGCCUUCCACAUGGACAUCAAUGGCGGCACCUGAUCCAACGCCUCGCCUCCUCCAACCGCCCCUUGCGCCGCCUGAGAAUCACGGCGGUCGGAACAUUAGUCGAACGCUUCCGAUCCAUCGGAGAAGAGCUCAAGGACUACGCAAAUGAGCACGGAAUAAACCUAGAAUUUUCAAUCGUCGAGAGCAAUUUGGAAACCCUAAAAGCAUCGGACAUAAAAAUCGUCGACGGCGAGGUCCUCGCCGUGAACAGCGUCCUCCAGCUCCACCGCGUCGUGAAGGAGAGCCGCGGCGCUCUCAACUCCGUCCUCCAAAUCAUCCACGAGCUCUCGCCGAAGAUCCUGGUGCUGGUGGAGCAGGAUUCCGGCCACAACGGCCCCUUCUUCCUCGGCAGAUUCAUGGAGGCUCUGCACUACUACUCCGCCAUUUUCGAUUCCCUGGACGCGAUGCUGCCGAAAUACGACACGAGGCGGGCGAAGAUCGAGCAGUUCUACUUCGCGGAGGAGAUUAAGAACAUUGUGAGUUGUGAGGGGCCGGCGAGGGUGGAGAGGCAUGAGAGGGUGGAUCAAUGGCGGCGGAGGAUGAGUCGGGCCGGGUUUCAAGCCGCCCCGAUAAAGAUGGUGGCUCAAGCCAAGCAGUGGCUGGCUAAGACGAGCCCUUGUGAAGGAUACACCGUCACAGAAGAAAAGGGUUGUCUCGUGCUCGGAUGGCAUUCUAAGCCCAUUGUGGCCGCCUCUUGUUGGAAAUGCUAAACAAUAAACAUUCUCGGAAGGGUGUCUGUUGUAAGACAUGACUCAUCGAGUCUCCCUUUGAUCCAAAAAAAACAUCCUCGGUAUCGUUUCAGCUCCAAAUAACACAACUAAUCCGUUCUUGGUUUAGUGGAAAGUGCAAGUUUUUUAAUUCCAAUAAAAGCGAGCCGGUAAAUGGAGGUGUCCCAAGUUCAUUUUCUGAACUUGUGUUGUACAUCUCAUUACAAAGAUCAUAGCA